This is a messenger RNA of Cyprinus carpio (common carp), 1347 nucleotides long. Its product is annotated as major facilitator superfamily domain-containing protein 1. Gene Ontology annotation, molecular function: transmembrane transporter activity. The record is from RefSeq and is a predicted model, not a curated record. Lineage: Eukaryota; Metazoa; Chordata; Actinopteri; Cypriniformes; Cyprinidae. Gene Ontology annotation, biological process: transmembrane transport. Gene Ontology annotation, cellular component: lysosome.
AUGACGGGAGUGCCGCGCGGCAACCUGUUCCCGCUGUGUGACCCGAACUCACCUGCUGCAACCGGAUCCUGGUCCGUGGUCUUCAUGUGCUUCCUGGGCUUCGGCAGCUACUUUUGUUACGACAACCCCGCAGCGCUUCAGACUCAAGUCAUACAGGACAUGAGUCUCAACACAGCCUCGUUCAUGCAGCUGUACGCGUGGUACUCGUGGCCUAACGUUGUGCUGUGCUUCCUGGGGGGCUUUCUGUUGGACCGGGUGUUUGGCAUCAGGCUGGGGACCAUCAUCUUCUCAUUGUUUGUGUUAUUAGGGCAGAUCAUAUUUGCUGCUGGAGCUCUGGCCAAUCACUUCUGGCUGAUGAAUCUGGGCCGUUUUGUGUUUGGGUGAGCAGCAGAGUCGCUGGCUGUGGCUCAGAACACGUAUGCGGUGAACUGGUUCAAAGGAAAAGAGCUGAAUCUGGUGUUCGGUCUGCAGCUCAGCAUGGCCCGAGUGGGCAGCACGGUCAACAUGAACGUCAUCGGUUGGGUUUUAACGGCCGCAUCGAGGCCGAUGCUGGGCUCAACGGGAACACCAACGCUGGGAUAGGAUAACAAAUCAUGAUCCCUGGCGUCCCAGUUUCUGUUAUUCCUCCCUCAUAUGUGCUGCUGAUUCUGGGGCUUCCUGGACAGAAGGAGCAAGAGAAGAUCCUCCACAAGGAGCCGGGCGAAGGGCAGAACCGGGGAAGUCAUCAAGUGACGGAACGGUCAAGACUUUCCCGUUUCUCUCUGGCUCCUCAUCUUCAUCAUCUGUGUGGCCUAUUACGUGGGCAUCGGCCCAUUCAUUGGAUAUGGCGCCAGGGGAGGUUGCUGUCCUGUUUCAUAUCGCAAAAUCAACAGUAUCGUGUACAUCAUCUCGGCUCCGGCGUCCCCUCUGCUGGGAUUGGUGGUUGACAGGACGGGCAGGAGGAACAUCUUGUGGGUUAUGCUGGCCGUCAUCAACACUCUCUCCUCUCACAUGAUGCUGGCCUGCACCUUCUGGAAUCCCUGGAUCGCCAUGUCUGUAGGUACUGUCGUAACUCGCCUGCUGGCCUGUGCUCUCUGGCCGAUGGUGGGCGUUCGUGGUGCCGGUCAUCAGCUGGGAACCGCGUAUGGAGUAUUGCAGUCCAUACAGAACCUGGGCCUGGCUCUCAUGUCCAUGGCUGCGGGAAGCAUCUUAGACCUCAAAGGAUACCUGUUCCUCGAGGUAUUCUUCAUCGCCUGCCUGUGCUUGGCUCUGCUGGCAGUGGUUUUGCUGUAUCUGUAUAAUUAUUACAAAGAGGGAGAGCUGAACCUGUCGGCCUCAUGCACGAGCCAGCCGCGAGCACAAGUCUGA